This is a messenger RNA of Suillus paluster, 895 nucleotides long. RefSeq lists its product as uncharacterized. The transcript has 10 exons. Bases 102 to 740 code for a protein of 212 amino acids. The record is from RefSeq and is a predicted model, not a curated record. Lineage: Eukaryota; Fungi; Basidiomycota; Agaricomycetes; Boletales; Suillaceae.
GGGGCAUAUAAAAGAUGGCCUUCCUGGGCAUCUAACCGCAGAACAAGCUCUUCAAUCCACACCCAAUCCCUACUGCACUUUGUGUUUUACAAUCUGAAGCAAUGUCACACCUCUUCAUCAGAAACUUAAGCUUUCAGUGCAAUGAUCUCGGCAAGGAGUCCACGCUUUUACUCACUUUCGAUGCCGACAUGAAAGGCCUCUACCAGGAUUUUUUCCCCGUAGUUUGGAGAGUCAGCAAAUUCGGAAAGACGGGCCCAUACAGGAUGCUCGCAACCUACACGAGCCAGCUUGCCUUUUCCAUACCACAAGUCGUCAGUGGGAACAUUGUUGACGCUGAAACCUGUGUCAAGAUCAAUGACGGAGAAAUAACCACCCUGACCGAUGUCAAUGAUGUCUUCCAUUUCUCUCCGCCUAAGGCGGGAAUCACUGGCGUCCUGCAGGCCGCGAACAAGACUGGGGCUAUCCAGGACAUGGCAAUCGGCUUUAUGAACCCGGGAGACUUGAUGCCCAAGCCAGCGCUCUUCUUCAACGAAGUCGGCGACGGCAGUAACGUUACUGCAAGGUUCACUCCGGUCCUGCGCGCCUACAUCACCUCGGACUAUCAAGAGACUGCAAUCUUGCGAGGUGCCAUCGACACCCCCGCGAUCUGGUCUAAGAAUCUUGCCGCUCUUCCUGAGUCCACUAUCUGGAACCUCAAACGAGACCCAGCCAAUGGACAUUACUCGAUUACCCAGGCUUGAUGAAGGAUCUUCUGCCAACUUGCAACUUCAUUCGGAGUCCCAAAAGUGGUGCUCGUAUUUUACAACGUCGCUCGUAAUCUCAUGUAGCGGCUCGGAAUAUAUAUUUAUACCUCUAUUACUUAGCAAUGUGCUGCACCGUCAGAGGCGAUUUCAAU